Molecule: messenger RNA, 1146 nt
Organism: Procambarus clarkii (red swamp crayfish)
Lineage: Eukaryota; Metazoa; Arthropoda; Malacostraca; Decapoda; Cambaridae
Source: RefSeq, a predicted model, not a curated record
AUGUUCGUCUUCACUCCCGUAUACUUCCCAGAAGAGAGCUUGUGCAUCCUCACACUGACGACGGAGCCAUACCUCUGGAAGAAACGCCAGAGGAGGGACUCGAGAAACUCCAUGGGGGCUCCAUGGACACUCACAUACGUCACGGCUCCACUCCGAUUGGAAAUGGCUACAGAUCCAGAGCCAUCCGGCAACUGCAAGCUAAAGCAAGUUGAGUUAGAAAGGUUUAAGUGUGUAGAAGAAACUAAACAAAGAGGAGAAGAAACUAAACAAAGAGAAGAAGAAACUAAACAAAGAGAAGAAAAAACUAAACAAAGAGAAGAAGAAACUAAACAAAGUGAAGAAGAAACUAAACAAAGUGAAGAAGAAACUAAACAAAGUGAAGAAGAAACUAAACAAAGUGAAGAAGAAACUAAACAAAGUGAAGAAGAAACUAAACAAAGUGAAGAAAAAACUAAGCAAAGAGAAGAAGAAACUAAACAAAGUGAAGAAGAAACUAAACAAAGUGAAGAAGAAACUAAACAAAGUGAAGAAGAAACUAAACAAAGUGAAGAAAAAACUAAGCAAAGAGAAGAAGAAACUAAACAAAGUGAAGAAGAAACUAAACAAAGUGAAGAAGAAACUAAACAAAGAGAAGAAGAAACUAAACAAAGUGAAGAAGAAACUAAACAAAGUGAAGAAGAAACUAAACAAAGAGAAGAAGAAACUAAACAAAGAGAAGAAGAAACUAAACAAAGAGAAGAAGAAACUAAACAAAGAAAAGCCGACUUAGAGCUAGUUAGACUCAGAGGAGAAGAGGAAACUAAGCUGAAAAAAAUAGAGUUAGAGACAGUUAAAAUUAAACAGCAGAUGGCUGAGGCGCAGAUUAGGCUUAAGAAGAAAAAGCUAGAAACUGCAGCUGCUUCUAGUACUGCUAGUUUAAAAUGGCCAGAGGAUUCUUGGGUGACCAUUAUGCAAGGUCAGUUGUGCGGGAAGGCACAAGAGAUUUUCACCUCACUCCCUUUCGAAGACAUCUUUCAUUACCCCACAAUUAAAAAGAGGAUCUUGCAAGCGUAUGAACUCAAUGAAGAGGCAUUAAGACAAAAGUUUUCAGGUCUCAAGCGUGCACCUGCUCAGACAGUUACAGAUUUUUCUCGAGUAAAAAAGUAA